Suillus plorans is the source of this 837-nucleotide messenger RNA. RefSeq lists its product as uncharacterized. The transcript has 9 exons. The coding region runs from base 1 to 837 and encodes 278 amino acids. The record is from RefSeq and is a predicted model, not a curated record. Lineage: Eukaryota; Fungi; Basidiomycota; Agaricomycetes; Boletales; Suillaceae.
AUGGCGACCCUCCCAGAAGAAAUCAUGUUGAUCUGGUGUCGCCCGAAAGCAACAUCUGCAGUGCUAUUUCUCAUCAAUCGCUAUCUCGCCGUGCUCGGGGGUGUUGUUGUCCUAAUUAGCAAUUUCCUACCCGUUUCACCUAAGCAAAUUUUUAUUUGUCUCACACUGUCUCUUCGCACUUAUGCUCUCUACGGCCGCAGCAGGCGUCUGCUUAAAUGGAUGGGGAUCAUCGGACUUGUUCUUAUAGCAGGAGCAUUAGCGGUAACUUUUGGAGAUGACUCAGAUGCUGGGGUCGACGCCGGCGACUGCCAUGAAAUAUACACGACAGCAACAACUGUCCAUCAUGGGAUGGCUUGGAUGGCAAUGUUUAUCUACGAAUUACUCAUCUUUGUCCUCACAGUCUUCAGGGCCUGGAAAACUAGAGGAUUGCGGUUCUCCCUAUUAUCCAGGAGAGAUAUCCUUGAUGUCAUAUUCCAAGAUGGUAUUUUUCGUCGCACCGGUAUUGUAAACACUGAACCAACCGAGCGCAGGUGUGAUGUACUUCGUAGGAAUGACAUUAGUCAAUUUACCCAACAUUCUGACGCACCUCUGUGGUUCAGUGAGCAUACCCGCAUGUUUCACCAGGUUGACUAUUUUCUGACAAUUUGCAAGGAAAACAUCAGAGGCAGCCUGAGUGUAUUUACUACUUGCAUGUCUGUUACUCUCAUCUCUCGCCUGAUGCUCAACCUGCACGGAUGUGUCGACACUGGUAUCUUUUCUACCCCUGCCGAGACUAGCCCCGAUGUCCUUACCACCAGAAUCGACGUAGAGUUUGCGGUUUCCUCAGACCAUUGGUAG